Messenger RNA from Nothobranchius furzeri (turquoise killifish), 1892 nucleotides. It is a transcript of the gene ptafr, whose product is annotated as platelet-activating factor receptor. NCBI's taxonomy places the organism in Eukaryota, Metazoa, Chordata, Actinopteri, Cyprinodontiformes, Nothobranchiidae. Gene Ontology annotation, biological process: G protein-coupled receptor signaling pathway; chemotaxis. The record is from RefSeq and is a predicted model, not a curated record. Gene Ontology annotation, cellular component: membrane. Gene Ontology annotation, molecular function: G protein-coupled purinergic nucleotide receptor activity; platelet activating factor receptor activity.
UCCUGACACCUCCUUAAUUUCCUCCUUUGACAGUGCACACACUCUCUCACUCACACACUCAUGCCCGGACUUGAUGAGACGUAACUACAGUUAGAAACCUGUGAAGAACAUUUUCUUGUAAAGACACAGAGAAUAGACAGCAGAGGUCUAUGAUACAGAAGAUAACUCAUCAGACCACUCACAUACAGGAAUCGAGACCUAUUUUUGUGGUGCGUCAAGUGAGGAGGAGAUAACAAUGGGACUUUCUGAGGAAGUAGUUGUGACAGGAACCCCGGUCCAGAAUUCUACAACCUUUCUGGAUUCGGAAUUUCGCUACUUGCUAUUCCCUGUGAUCUACAGCAUCUUCUUCAUCUUCGGCUUCAUCGCCAACUUCUACGUGCUUUUUGUCCUGUGGUCCCUCCGGGAAGCAAAGGCUAUGGGAGAAAUUCGGAUCUACAUGACCAACCUGACUAUUGCCGAUCUACUUUUCGUGUGUGUGCUUCCCUUUUGGAUUAGUUACUACCGCCGUCGGGGUGACUGGAUCUUUGAGGACUUCAUGUGUCGGCUGACAGGCUCGUUUUUUUUCAUCAACGCCUACGGUAGCAUUCUCUUCCUUGGAGCCAUCAGUCUUAACCGGUACUGGGCGGUCACUCGGCCUCUGGAUGCAGCCUCCUCGGACCACAGGCGUCGGGGGAUCAUUGUGUGCGCUUUAAUUUGGGUUUUCACCAUUUCGAUAUCCGUUCCUUACCUGUUAUCACCAGCGACCAAGCAGGACUUGGACAAAAUCCGAUGCUUUGAGGGAUACCAGAAUGAAACCAAUUCAUACAAGAAGAAAGUAGCCAGCAUUCAUUUCUCAAUAAUUGGAAUGUUUUUUGUUGUCUUCUUUCUGGUCGUGUUGUGUAACUCUCUGAUCGCUCAAGCUUUACUUUCCCAGCAAUUUCCACAGUCAAAGUUUCAUUCUGACACAUUCAUUUCCAAAAAGUCCAACAGGUCCACAAUGUCUUCAUCUAAAAAGCCUAGAGGGGUGAAACGUAGGGCUCUGCAGAUGCUCUUGGCAGUAGUGGGAGUGUUUGCUUUGUGUUUCCUACCCCACCACAUAGUCCAAGGCCCCUGGGUGCUGGCAGUGCUGCAGAUUACAGAGGGCUGGGGCCAUGUGGCCUAUGACCAGGACACUCGUCAGAUGCUAAACGACGCUCAUCAAAUAACUUUGGCUCUUAUGGGCCUCAACUGCAUCUUGGACCCGGUGGUUUAUUUCUUUGCCACGAGGAAGUUCAGGAGGUUUAUAGUGAACCACAUGAAGAAGAUUGCAAGAGGAGAGGCCUGCUCUCACUCAGCUAACAUACUGGACUCCGUGGACAGCAAACACCAGAGCCAGAGACUACAUAGCAUACACCAACCGUCCAACGAUAAAGAACUAAAUGAGGUGUAAAUAUGAACUGGAGGGUUCUGCUUGUGUUUGUGAUAGUGUGAAAAAAAACAUGAACUGAAAUUGGUUGUAUAUUAAAAGCAAGCAGGUGAAGACCAGCGUUCUGUAUGCUCUCCCAUGUUGUGUUAUUAUUAUUAUUAUUAGAGAGCAAACUACUGCAAUGUUUAUGUUUUGUGUUUUUGUUACAAACAUAAUUUUAGUGUUAUUUUGCAUUUAAUAAUUUUAUUUGUGUCUCUAACAGAUUUAGGUCACUUUUAAGUUUUGUAUCAGGUACAGCAGAUUUCGUUUACUACCUUAUUUUCGUUAGGCUUGUCCUUUAUUUGAACCAGGAAGCUUUUAUUUUGGUAACCACACUUUUGUUAGUGGCAUGAGUCAAACAUUCAUGUGAAAUAUACAGUAUACAUUAACCACAAUUUGAAAAGGAUGCUUUAUUAAAUGAAGACAAAUGAUAAAUACAAAAAUAAAUAAAAAGAACUUGAUAAUUUAA